AUGGCCAAGUUUAGGUUCGUAAAGAAGAAACAGCUAAACCCAGAUAACCCAAAUCAGCAACAAAACCAACUGCAAGAGCAGCAGAAACAGCAGCAGAAACAGCAGCACCAACAGGAACUUUUCUCGAAAAAACGAAAGUCAAGAAUAAGAUCAUCAGCUGCUUCAUCAGGUGCUUCAGCAACAAGUUCAAUUGGAGAAACAGCAAACUCGCCUGCUCAUUUACACCUGAAACUCUUUAGUUCUAAAAGAUUUGGAAAAAGUGUUAACAACAACAACAACAACAGCAAUAACGAAGUUAACAGCUACCAAGAAACCAUGCCACUGAUUCAUGAACCAUUGACUCGUCAACAGCAGCAGCAGCAGGCACUAUACGGAGAGAAGCCUUACGGAGAAGCUGCAUUUGGAGCUACUAUACCUUACAAAUCUCGUCCUCCACCAAACUUGAAUGUCAUGAAUCCUUGGAAUAGGUUCAAAAUAUUCAACUCUCCAUUCCCUCGGUACAGGCAUGCCGCAUCUUCAAUUUCAAGCGAGAAGAAUGAAAUCUUCAUAAUGGGUGGAUUAAAAGAAGGUUCGGUGUUUGGAGAUACUUGGAAAAUUAUACCGCAAGAAGGUGGUCAAGGUGAGGUGUUGAACUAUGUUGCUGAAAAUAUCGAAAUUUUAAACAGCAACAAUAACCCGCCUGCAAGAGUAGGCCAUUCUUCUGUAUUAUGUGGUAACGCAUUUAUCAUUUAUGGAGGAGAUACUGUGGAGACCGAUGAGAAUGGCUUCCCUGAUAACAAUUUUUACUUGUUCAACAUCAACAACAACAAAUAUACUAUUCCAGGCCAUAUUCAAAAUAAACCUAAUGGUAGAUAUGGACACACUUUGGGGGUAAUAUCAUUAAACAACCAAUCGUCUCGGCUUUACUUAUUUGGAGGUCAAUUGGAGAAUGACGUAUUUAAUGACUUGUACUAUUUUGAAUUGAAUUCAUUCAAAUCGCCUAAAGCAAGUUGGAAACUAGUUGAGCCAAAAUACAACUUUAAGCCACCUCCUUUGACUAAUCAUUCAAUGUCAAUCUACAAUAAUAAGAUUUAUGUAUUUGGUGGUGUUUACAACAAUGAAAAAGUUUCAAACGAUUUGUGGGUUUUUGAUGCAGAAGAAGAGAAAUGGACUCAAGUUGAAACAAGCGGUACUGUGCCAUUACCGGUGAAUGAACAUUCAAGUUGCAUCGUUGACGAUAGAUUAUAUAUCUAUGGUGGUAAUGAUUUCAGUGGCAUCAUCUAUAGUUCAUUGUACUAUUUAGAUUUAAACACAUUGGUGUGGUUUAAGUUACUUGAGAGUGCUGAAGAAAAUGGACCGGGUCCAAGGUGUGGUCAUUCAAUGACCUACUUGCCAAAAUACAACAAACUCAUUGUUAUGGGCGGCGAUAAGAAUGAUUAUAUUGUGAGCGAUCCACAUAACUUUGACACUUAUGAGACAUUUAAUGGUGAAGAAAUUGGUACCAUGAUUUAUGAGUUGGAUGCUGGUAUAGUUGACCAUUUCAUGUCUGCGCCAGUUGAGCAAGUCAAAAAACCAAGGAAAAUCGCUGCAUCUGCAUCUGCAACAGCAGCAGCAGCAACAACAACAACAGGAGGAAAGCCAGAAGAUGGGUUUGACAAUAGAUAUGGUCGUCAUGCAAGGAGUUAUUCUGCUGGUCCAGAAGACUAUGCAACGCCAUUAGCUUCAACAUCACCAGAAAGAGCUGAAAAUGAGAUGGUCAAUACCUCUGCAGUUAACGAACACGAUUUUGUUGAGGUUGAUGUACCCUCCGGUACUAUAUCACAAUUUGAUCACGAAGAUUUGGCACAUGUAUACCAAACUGAAGCCACCACACCUCACGAUACUCCAAUAGUUGGUGGUCACAUGAAUGGUCACUUUGAUACGCAACAACAUGAAGAAGAGGAACAGGAACAGGAACAGGAACAGGAAGCAAAGAAACAAGAUAUAGAAGAACAAGAAAACAUAUAUGCAAAGAGAAGAUCACUAGACCCAAAAGCUGGAGAACCUGCUGACACACUGGUGACAAAUGUUGGAGUUUCAGGGGCUGGAGUAGCUGCUGCUUUUGCUGCGGCUGGUGCAGCCUCGGCUAAGAAACACGAUGUUGCUGAUGCCGCCGAGGCAGCACCUGUUGCACCCGUUGCACCUGUUGAAGAGCCUUCAAAAUCAAACUUUGUGGAUCAAAGUUAUGGACCAGAAACAUCUCAUUAUCCAGAAGAGACAUCUCGCUAUCCUGAAGAAUAUAGCGAGGAUGCUAAUUAUCUGCAAAGGUCUACUAUUACUGAGCCACUUCAAACAAGGAAGUCCAGUGUUAGCAAAAGGGAGACCUCUUUGAAGGCAGUUACACCUUCUCCUACUUCUUCUGUCCAAGAGACUGACAAAAAAGCCAAAAAGAUUAUUGUAGAGUUGACCAAUGAAUUGGCACAGCUCAAACAGUCAACAAAGGAACAGAUGCAAAAGGCUACUGAAAGAAUUGAAGGUCUUGAAAAGCAACAUUCCAGCACAAAGGCAUUGCAUCAACAAGAUGUUGACAAUUACAUCAAGGAGCUCCAUGAACGGGAUGCGAUGAUUAAUGAAUUAAAAUCAACAUUGGACCCUAGUGCAUGGGACCCAGAACAACCAGCGCCUUCCUCGAAGAUCUCUGACUUGAAUAGAUACAAGCUUGAGAGAUUGGAGUUGAAAAACAAGUUAGUUUAUUUGGAACAAGAGAACAAGAGUCUCAAGGCUAAAUUUGAAGAUUUUGAACCAUUUAUGAAUAAUCAUAUUGGACAAUUGGAUAAAUUGCAAAAAGUAAUCAAAUUACAAGAAGAUCAGAUUGAAAAACUAAGCCACCAAGUGAAGGAUCAAGAGAGUUUGAACAAGGAGAUUAACGAAUGGAAAACUAAAUAUGAUAACUUAAACUUGAAGUUUGAGAAUUACAAAGCCAUUUACAACGAUGAUGAAAUAAGUGCAAAUGAAGAGGAAGAAGAAGAAGAAAAUGAGUUGGAUGACGAAGGGUAUAGCACGCCGCGUAAUGGAGGUAAUGGUAAUGGUAACGGUAAUGGAGGAGACAAUAGGUCUAUUCUCAGCAGUGCAAGAUCCAAAAGAGAAAUCUCUUCCCAAUUGGGCAAUUUAGUCAAUUUGUGGAGCAUGAAGCAACAGUCUGCUAAAGCAAAUGUUGAAGAGAAAGAAGCAAUGUUGUUGGCAACCCCUGAGAACAAUCCUGUUGUAGCUAGGUUACAACAACAAGUUGAUGAGUUAUUAGCCAUUAGCAAACAAAAUGAGGAGUCCUCAUCUCUAGAAAUUGAACUACUUCGUAAAGAGCUUGAUUCAAAGUUGAAAACCUUGCAUACUUUGGAAGAAAAUUACAAAGAAUCACUUCAAUCGGUUAACAAUACUUCAAAAGCUUUAAAGCUCAACCAGGAUGAAUUAUAUUUCCAGCGUCAAUCAUUAGAAAAACUAAUGAAGGAAAACAGAGAGUUGAAGAUGUACAAACGUGCAAGCACGAAAAAGGUCAGUUCAAAAGAUGGAACACCUCUGUUUAAUGAUUACGAUGAAGCAAGAGGUUUCUCGCCUGAAAAUGAAGAGGUUGAAGUUGAAGAAGAAGACGAGGAAGUGAUUUCUAACGCACAUUAUCAUAUGAAGAUUAAAGAUCUUGAAGCCGAUUUGUAUAUACUCAAACAAGAAAGAGACCAGUUAAAGGACAAUGUUACUACAUUGCAGAAACAAUUGUACUUGUCAAAUAAACAGGAUUAA
Messenger RNA from Lodderomyces oxycetoniae, 3750 nucleotides. RefSeq names its product Kel1p (gene KEL1). Lineage: Eukaryota; Fungi; Ascomycota; Pichiomycetes; Serinales; Debaryomycetaceae. The record is from RefSeq and is a predicted model, not a curated record. The transcript has a single exon. Gene Ontology annotation, molecular function: protein binding. The coding region runs from base 1 to 3750 and encodes 1249 amino acids.